Durusdinium trenchii is the source of this 651-nucleotide messenger RNA. NCBI's taxonomy places the organism in Eukaryota, Dinophyceae, Suessiales, Symbiodiniaceae. The record is from the annotation of a GenBank genome assembly.
AUGGCCAUUGCACAAGUAGCUCCGGAGCAAGCGGUGAUGACUGUAAACAGGCUUGUGGCCGCCACCCCAUCCAAAGUGCUGAACCCGCAUCCCAAACUGAUCCGGGUGGUAGUGUCAGUACGUGUGGAUGCUGGGCAGGCAGAAGACGGUCGCAUCAUUGAGUACUAUACCUAUGGCAGUGAAGAUAGGGAGGCCCAGAUUUUGUUGCAGAUCAAUGGCCGUCUCUUCAAAGAGAUGACGGGCAUCGUGAAUACAUUUCAAGAGCUGAAGAUACGAGGCAUCAGCAUCUCCUUGCCGGGCCAUGGCUUCUCCUCCAAUCAUCCGUCGAGGAGAAUCGGUGAUUGGCCCCGGCAAGACGUAAGGCCAGUGUUCGAGAAGGAGAACAUCACUGGACAGUUCAUGGUAGCAGGAAUGAGCUUCGGUUCUUCACAUGCCAUGGCGGUCAUGCACGAGUUUCCGGAACGGGUGACCCACGCGCAUUUGCUCGUACCAUACCUCCCGGUGGAGGUGCGACGGCAAGAGGGUUGGAAGCUCUACGGCCAGGACGACGCCUUGCGCUGUGAGUACCAAUGGGCCAGUGGCUGUUGGCCACGAACCUGCUGCCUUUAUUGCUGUUGCAGCAUGUGCUUCAACUGCUGUUGUGCUGGAUAG